AUGUUAAAAUUUAAUCAGUGUAGCAAAAAAUCUUUUCAUCAUAUACAUUGCAUAUCUUGUUGGGAAUUUAUGCAGAUAAAGAGAUUCAAACAUCAACAUGAUAUAAAUAAAUACUACCAAAUACUAGAAAUUGCAGAAGAUUGUGAAGAUGAAAUCCUCAAACAAGCAUUCAUUUGCCAAGUGAAAAGAUUUCACCCAGAUAGUAAUACAUCAGAAGCUGAUGCAACCAAAUUUUCUGAGCAUACAGUACCACAACAUCGUCAUUAUUUGAUGUAUAAUGUAGGAAUUGGAACACCUAGCAAAAGACAAAAAUUAUACACAGUAGAAAAAGCUCAAAAAGCAGUUAACAAUGUAUUGGAACAUAGAUUAAAAAAGUUGCAAGCUGAAGAACGUAAUACAUUAGUUGGAAUGGAUAAACAUCAUGCUAAAGAUAUUAAAACACGCUUUGGUAUGGAUCGUUUAGUAGAAGACUUAAUUCAAGAAGCAAUGAAUAAAGGUGAAUUUAAAGAUCUCCCAGGCAUGGGUAAACCAUUGAAAGAAAAUACAAACACCCGAAAUCCAUAUGUUGAUUUUGUUACUUACAAACUAAAUGAGGUACUAAUAGAAAAUGGAUUUAGUCCAGAAUGGAUACAAUUAUCUAAAGAAAUUAGAGAAGACAUACAAAAUUUACGAAAACAAUUAAUAAGCGCUCGUAAUAAUUUGGGACAUCUUCCAUUAAACUACGCAGAUGAAAGUGCUUGGAAGAAAAUUGUAGAUAACCUUAAGUCUGAAACAAAACGAAUAAAUAGUAAAAUCGACAAAUAUAAUUUAUUAGUACCUAUACUUCAGAAACAAAUGUUUCAUAUUAAAUUAGAGAAGUUUGCAAAAGAGGCACUUUCAACACCACCUCAAAAAACAGACACAAUUACAAAAUAUAAUUCGAAAAAUGUAAAUCCUGAUGUUUCUACAGGGACAGAUAGUUUAUUUGGAAUAAUAUUUUCAAUUUUCAAUAACAAGGUGUAUAUCAUACCUCCACGAAAUGCACUGUACAUCCUGAAACACGUACUCCAGCUGCUAAAACAUCUUCAUGUGCAUGUGCACCUUUAAAUGAUGGUAAUAACGAAGGAUGCACAUUUAUUAAAGCGCCACGCCAUAGAUUUACAAAACUAUCUGAUAAAAUUCGCAUGAAACCAGCAAGACAAACUAUUUCAACUCCAGCGGCAUUAAGUUCGACAGUAAUCGCUGCAUCAAACACUUCUCGAUUGGGAUAA
Molecule: messenger RNA, 1250 nt
Organism: Heterotrigona itama
Lineage: Eukaryota; Metazoa; Arthropoda; Insecta; Hymenoptera; Apidae
Source: the annotation of a GenBank genome assembly